CUGCUCCGGUCCUCCCAUUGCCGGCGACGUUAGGAGGAGUGGCGCCCGGCAGCCGGAAGUGUAAUAAUUUGAGGCGACGGGCAGAGCGGAGUCGGAUCCGGGGUUACCGCGGAGACCGGUUCUCGGAUUAUUAGUGACCGCGGCUGGAGUUCAGAAAUGGAUCCAGCAUUAUUGAAAGAAAGGGAACUGUUCAAGAAGCGUGCCCUUUCCACUCCUGCUGUAGAAAAACGAAAAGUGCCCUGCUCUUCAGGUUCCUCUAGUUCCAAAAAGAAGAAACCGAAGUCAGAUCAAGGAAGUGCCUCAAAGUCAAAUUCAGAAAAUGGACCUUUAUCAUACAGGGCACUUCCAGGAAGCACUGGGUACAAAUUUGGAGUUCUUGCUAAAAUAGUGAAUUACAUGAAGACACGCCACCAGCGUGGAGAUACUCAUCCAUUGACCUUGGAUGAAAUUCUGGAUGAGACUAAACUCUUGGACAUUGGCAUGAGGCAGAAACAAUGGUUAAUGACAGAGGCACUUAUAAACAACCCAAAAAUUGACGUGACAGAUGGAAAAUAUGCCUUUAAACCCAAGUACAACUUGAGAGAUAAAAAAGCCCUUUUAAGGCUUUUGGACAAGCAUGAUCAGCGGGGUUUGGGAGGGAUCCUCUUAGAAGACAUAGAGGAAGGACUACCCAAUGCACAGAAAGCUAUAAAGGUAUUGGGAGACCAAAUUGUGUUUGUAACACGACCUGAUAAAAAGAAGAUUCUCUUUUAUAAUGACAAAAGUUGCCAGUUCACGAUAGAUGAAGAAUUUCAGAAAUUGUGGAGAAGCAUUCCAGUGGAUUCUAUGGAUGAAGAGAAGAUUGAAGACUAUUUAAAAAGACAGGGAAUUUCUUCAAUGCAGGAGACGGGACCAAAGAAAGUGUUAUCUGUGCAGAAGAGGAAAAAGUCUGCUUCUCAGAGGAAAAGGAAAUUCAAGGCACAUAAUAAUCAUAUGGCGGGACUGCUGGAAGACUACUCUGAAGGUGUAUCUGGCAAAGAAUAGCUAUAUGGAAAGAGGAAGGAGAACAAUACUUGAAAAGGAACUGAAUAACGCAACAAAGUGCUGUGACUGAAGCACAGUGCAGUAAGACCGAUCACAGCUUUUCAGUUGAGAUCCCAACUUUUCAGUUGAGAUUCCUUUGUUCUGUUACUUAAUCUUAUUUGAAAGUUUAUAGAAACCAGCUUUAUCAAUUAUGGAGUUAACUUAUUGGACAAGGUCUGUUUUGCUCAGUAAAAUAUGUUUUCAACAUCAUGGGUUCUUAUCUUUUUUUGGAAUUCUGAAGUGUUUGGGGGAAUAUUGUAUAAUAAAAACAAGUAUGUAUUGUAUCAAAAAUAAUAAGCCUUAAAAACUAAUUCAUAGUGAAUGCUCUAUUUUUAACAACAUUUCGGAGCCUUUUAUUGCCCUGCAAAUAGUUUCGAACAGGAUGACCAAGAAAUUCUCUUGGGCUGUCCCCACUCUACUUCCAUCAUGCUGCAGAAGUUUCAUGUUCUGUGUUUAAUUUGACACAAUUAAUUCAUGUUUGUACAGUCCCAUACUACUCCAAAUUGAGUAUUUAAAAAAUAGGUUUUUAGCCUAAAUGCUUUGUAAUUUCGGAGAAAUAAAAUGCGGUCCUAAUUUAAAAAAAAAUUCCUGAAAUGUCACUAUCAACAGAAAAUUAUUUUUACCAUCUGUAAUAAUGAAUCUCAACACACUGAACAAUUGUUAUGCCUCAUUGAAUCAUCAGGAGAUUAAUCCAUGAGAUAAUUGUGAACACAAAUCAGGUUUGCUUGUAACCUAGAGGGCAGUGUGAGUGAAUCACAAAGGAGAGAAUCUGCAGAUGCUGGAAAUUUGAAUAACACGCACCUGACUCCAGCAUUUUGGGAAGUGUGAGUGGACUUGCUGAUUUGGUGAGGCUGACUGGUGACCACUCUUCUCUCACACACUGUUUUUGUUUAUUUCAAGUUUGGGUUAUGAAUGGAGCCGCCCAAACCUGAGGACUACCUGCUCUUGACAAAACUAAGUUUGCUGCCACGAUAAACAGUACAAAUAUGAGCAGGAAGUUGCAAAGGGACAUAAUGAGAUUAACUGGUUGCGAGGGAAAAUCUGUGAAUGCAGGAGUUUAUUUUUGGGAUGUGUGUUAUCAUUCUCUUUGAAGCUAAGAAAGUUAGAUCAGACUAUGUUCUAGGUGCUAGUUAGCACAUCCCAAUAAUCUCUAAGACGAACUGAGUGUUACACUUACCAUGGGGGUCAACUAUAUACUGUAGAUGGAUAAAAGUUACUUGCGUUACAAUUGUAUAGACUUUUGUUUUACCGUCUCUAGAAUUCGAUGGUCAAUUCUAAGCACCACUUCUCAACAAAGGAACAUUAGAUUUGGAGUACCCAGUAGCAGCACUUUCAAUUUGCUGGCAAAAUACUGCAUAUAGUGAGUUAAAUUAUUAGAAUAAAUUAGUUUUGCACUCUCUCUUGUUUAAAAAUAAGGGGUUAAAUAAAUGAUAGAGGUUUCCUUUUGUCAUUUUUGAUUCUUAACUGGUUCAUCCCAUAACCAUCACUUCUGUCAUUUUAGCUUCAUUUUGGCCCUCAUUUAUUCCAUGAAAAGCAAUUAUAGAUAUUUCUCAUAAACCCCAGCCUUUAUAACAUCACUUCAGAUUUUUACCCAAGUCUGCGUGAUCUGUCUGUUUCUCUGGUUAUUUACAAGCCGUGAGCAUCACUGUAUUGCUCAGCCCUAGUUAUCAAUGAAUGGCCAUCCUGAAACACUGCAGCUCUUCAGCUUGCAGACCUUUUAUACUAGCAAGACCUAUAGGCAGGUGGCAAUGAAAUCUACAUUGGAGAUUAGUGCCAGAGGAAGCCCCAAGGACAUGGAUCCAGGAUUGUCAGAAGUUCCUGUUGCAGUGGUUUCCAACCUAUUUUAGCCCAACACCCCCCAAAGCAUCUUCACAUGUGCCAACAUCCUCUUAAAACACCUUCAUACAUUGCAAACACCCCCUAAAUCACCUUCAUUACUUACCAAUGCCCCCCAGAUCACCUUCAUUACUUACCAACGCCCCCCAGAUCACCUUCAUUACUUGCCAACGCCCCUCUUAGGCACAAUAUGCUUUCCGGCACCCCCAUAGUUUAAAACCAUGUCUACAAUAUUCUAACAUGAGAAAACUGAUUCUGCUUUAAAUUUUCAUUUGUCUUUAAACCUAGCUUACACAAUCCCUGUACGUGCACUGUACAGUGGCUUCAAUAUCAGUAUGACCCCUGAGCUUGACAAUUUUUAGCAUGAUUUGAAAUAUCUGGUUCAAGCCUUAAGUCCCCACGUGUAACAAUGUCCAAGUGGUUUCUGUUCUUUGUCAGUAAGUGGUUCAUUGCACUGAAGCCUCUUUCAACAAGGUAGGAGAAGGGAAAUGCAAUGAAGAGCAGUUUGAAACUUUGUAUGACUUUGUAGCCAUAUAUUAUAAAAACAGACAUUUUUAAAAAAACAUUUGUUUCUUCAUCUUUCUGUGUUUUGGUAAUUUCUUCUUGCAAGCCCUUUCUUGUUUUUCCACCUUGCAAAGAAAUGGAUUAAUUUCCCAGUCUGGAAUUUCCAGAUCAUUCAAAUCCUUGAAUCAAUUCUGAAAAUCUUUCUUCAAUGACUGCAGGUAUAAGCAGUACUCUUGCAAAUCACUGUCUGUGAAAGAAUGCCAUACUUUCCAUGCAGGGAAGCUAUGAGAACAUUCCUCCCCCAAUUUUUGCUUAUUUCCAGUUUUCUGAUAAAAGUUGACAUUACUUUUUGCCUGGAUUAAAAUGAAAUUCUCAUCCUGCAGUUUCAUAUUUAGAAUGUUCAUUCUGUCAUACAGAUCGGCGAGUUCAAUCUUGUUUCCCAAGCUCUUGUUGACUUUGAGCAAAAAUUCAACAGUGUCAAAAAGACUAAAGAAAUGUUUUAAGCAGCAAUCUUUUGACAGCCAAUGCGCUUCAGUGUGAAGAAGCAAGUGAUUCAAACUUUUCAUUGUUAACUUGGCAUAAAAAUAUUCAACUAUUUAAUUGAUGAGCUUUAAUUUUGUUGACAGCAGAUAAUAAAAGAGUCAUGCUUG
Molecule: messenger RNA, 4052 nt
Organism: Hypanus sabinus (Atlantic stingray)
Lineage: Eukaryota; Metazoa; Chordata; Chondrichthyes; Myliobatiformes; Dasyatidae
Gene: gtf2e2
Product: general transcription factor IIE, polypeptide 2, beta
Exons: 8
Coding region: 157-1023 (288 amino acids)
Biological process (GO): transcription initiation at RNA polymerase II promoter
Cellular component (GO): transcription factor TFIIE complex
Source: RefSeq, a predicted model, not a curated record